AUGGAAUUUGAAGAGCAAGAAUCGAUAAUGAAGACUAUCACGCUGGCACUACUGGCUGCAGCAGUAAUCAGCAUCUCAAGUGUUACCGGCAUGGCGUACGCACAAGAAGGCGCGCAGGGCAGCUCCGAUUCACUGAGGUUGGUUGGAGCCGGCCUUGCAUUUGGUCUUGCGGCAGGUGGUGCAGGCAUCGGCUUGGGUCAUGUAGGGGCAGCCGGCCUUGCAGUCAUAAGUGAGAACCCCGCGCUACAGUCAAAAGUAUUCAUAUUCGUGGGCAUGGUAGAGUCAAUCGCCAUCUACGGCAUAGUAAUGAUGUUCAUCAUUCUGGGCCAAUAA
This is a messenger RNA of Geodia barretti, 333 nucleotides long. NCBI's taxonomy places the organism in Eukaryota, Metazoa, Porifera, Demospongiae, Tetractinellida, Geodiidae. The record is from the annotation of a GenBank genome assembly.